Messenger RNA from Suillus bovinus, 14853 nucleotides. RefSeq lists its product as uncharacterized. Gene Ontology annotation, molecular function: ATP binding; ATP hydrolysis activity. Bases 1 to 14853 code for a protein of 4950 amino acids. The transcript is spliced from 19 exons. NCBI's taxonomy places the organism in Eukaryota, Fungi, Basidiomycota, Agaricomycetes, Boletales, Suillaceae. Gene Ontology annotation, biological process: ribosomal large subunit assembly; rRNA processing. The record is from RefSeq and is a predicted model, not a curated record. Gene Ontology annotation, cellular component: preribosome, large subunit precursor; nucleus.
AUGGCUCGGAUGACUCCGAUAAACGCAUUCGACCCGCUCAGCAUCAAUCUUGAAAAACAAAAACGUGCACUCUGUGCACUUCUGCCUCCCGAUUCCGUUCAUAUCCAACAUAUAACCGAGGCGAAUACACCAGCCCAUACUCUAUCCACAUUAUCUCGCCUGCUGGCUGUUCCAGCUCUCACUCUGACAAUCGCCGAUCUGUUCAGACCUCUUUUGAUUGAUUUAUGCGCCAGAUGGCUUCACGACGAUGACGAUAUUGAAGACAGGUUCAUCGCGUUUUGUCUCAUUAUUGAGCUUCAUGAGGAGCUAUACCCAUGCUUAUAUGCUUUUUUGCAAAAACCAUGUCUAUCCAAUGGACCACUUGCUUUCAUAGCUGCGGCUCCUUCGGUUGCCGAAAUUGAAACCACUCGUCUGCACCGCAUGUUGCUCGCAUAUUAUCGCCUUCUUCGCGCUAAUCGUCUCCUGCCCAAGCAUCUGCUAUGGGACGGGUCGCUAUUAUCCAAACUACUCUUCCCGCCUCACCCUGAUACAGGUGUACGAUUGCUCGCUGCUCGGUGCUAUGCAUCGCAUGUUGGUAUGGCAGAAAUCGAGCGCGAGAGGCUCAUCACCCAUGUUCUCGGCGAGUUUUGCGGCGUUGAUUGUCCGAUUUACUAUGCCCAGACUAUCGACGGAACUGUCAUCGAGACCGAUGGUUGGCUCGUGCCUACAUUGGAAAUAAAGCGUAUUCAUGACGCACGCGACGCUAUUCUCGAAAGUUCGGAUUUUUACUCUCUUGAUGCAGAGGAUGUAUCGCAGCCUCUCUCAGAGGCAAACCUGAGUCCCUGGAUUGCUAAUAUCCAUGGUUUAUUGAUGCUCAAGUCAUCUCCAACUGUGCCUUCCCCUUCAGACAUCAUUGCAACACCUUCCGCUAUCGCUGCUCUACGUGAGAUUGCAGCACACCUUUCUCUCCGCUUGCCCAUCCUCCUAUCUUCUCCACCUUCAUCAGGAAAAUCACUCUCCAUAUCCCAUCUCGCUUCCUGCUUACAUCCAGCGAUGCCAGUCAGUGAGCUCAUCGUAACCGUUCACCUAGCCGACACGUCCCUCGAUCCUCGGGCCCUUCUUGGCUCCUACGUUUCUUCGCCAACACAACUGGGGACUUUUGAGUGGAAGGAUGGUGUACUCGUGCGCGCACUACGCGAGGGGCGCUGGCUGGUGCUUUCUGACAUAGAUCGUGCUAGCAUGGAAGUUCUAGCUCUGCUGAAACCGCUUAUCGAGAGUAUGGGCCUUGGGAAUUGGAUUGGACACCGCGCAGGUCUGGAGGUCCCCGGCAAGGGUCGCGUCGAGGCGCGUGAAGGUUUUGCGCUCUUUGCCACUCGAUCGUUUGCUGUUGGGCACGGAAAGAAGGUGCCUCCCCCAACAUUCUUUGGUUCCCAUAAAUGGCAUGAAGUGAUGGUGGACGCACCAGACGCAGAAGAGGUAAAAUCUAUUAUAGAAAGCAAGUUCCCGAAGGUUGCGGGGGCUGCUGCAGCUCUUAUCAAGCUAUGGGAUGAUGUGCAAGCACUCGGCUCAACGUCAUCUUCGCGUCCUGUUGGGCUACGUGAACUUCAGAAGUUUUGCCAGCGAGUUGAGCGCCUUCUGCCGUCCAGCCAUACAGUGGAUGUGAACAUGGAUACCGACAUCCAGAUACCACUCUCAACCAUCUUCCCUAAUCCUAGUCUUCGUGAAGAAAUGUUUCUCGAGGCCCGUGAUGUCUUUUUCGGUGCGGGCACUCUCACCGCGUCUGCGCGUGCACACUCUGUGCGAGUCUCCUCUGCCAUUGGGGCGCACUUGGAUCUGGAUGCAGAGCGGCAGGAAUGGUUGCUUCUAAAACACACAUCGGAUUUCGAAAUUGAGAAAGAUGUCAACGGAGAUGUGCUCGCAGCACGCUGUGGACGCACACGUCUCCCCGCUCGUCCCAUGAAGGGCAUGAGCCUUGGUGCAUCCGCACGACCCUUCGCGUUGCACAAGCCAGCUCUGUUACUCCUUUCGCGUAUCAGCACUGCACUAGCGCUGUCCGAGCCCGUCCUGCUUACUGGUGAGACUGGUACGGGUAAGACGAGCGCAGUAACAUACCUUGCAUCAUUAUUGAGGCGUCCACUGAUUUCCCUGAAUCUCUCACACCAGACGGAAGCUUCGGAUCUUCUGGGAGGCUUUCGCCCUGUCGAUGCACGUGUCAGGGGGAGCGAGUUGAUGGAACAUUGGAGCGACUUAUUCGGGAGAACGUUCAGCCGUAAGCGCAAUGCUGGCUUCGAGGAUGGUUUAAGGAAAGCUGUGAGGGAAGGGCGAUGGAAGAGGGCUGUUGGCAUGUGGAAGGAGAGUGGAAAGAUGGCAAGGGAGAGAAUCCGAGGCAAGGUUGAAGCAGAUGUAGGGGAGAACGACUCUGACGCGCCGAGGAAACGAAGGAAAGUCGAGGCCGAAAUGAAGGUCUCCGAAGCGGACUGGGAACGGUUUGAUAGAGAUGUGGAUGAAUUUGACCUUCAACAUGCACAAGGGAAAGGCAAAUUCACGUUUGAUUUUGUGGAGGGUCCACUUGUGAAGGCUCUACGUGCUGGUGAUUGGGUUCUCCUUGAUGAGAUUAACCUGGCAAGUCCCGAGACGCUGGAGUGUAUCACAGGUCUCCUGCGCGGUCCAACAGCCUCGAUCACACUUACUGAGCAAGGCUCCCUGUCUGCUGUUCCACGCCAUCAUGAUUUCCGUCUUUUCGCAUGCAUGAAUCCCGCUACCGACGUCGGCAAGAAAGACCUUCCGCCCACUAUCCGCGCACGCUUCACAGAAAUCGAUGUCCCUCCCCCUGAUGCAGAUCGCGAGACUCUUCUCAGUAUUGUUUCACAGUAUAUCGGAGCAAGUGCGGUUGGUGAUAAAGGUGCUGUGAUGGAUGUUGCAGAGUUCUACAUCUCUGUCAAGGGUGCAGAGCUUGCAGAUGGCUCAAACAAGAAGCCACAUUACAGUAUGCGCACCUUGGCGAGAGCUUUGACGUUUGCUGCAGAUAUUGCAGGGAUGUUCGGCUUGCGACGGGCACUUUGGGAGGGGAUGUUGAUGGCAUUCACUAUGGUGUUAGACGGGGGAAGCGCAGAAAUUGUCACUGUCCUUGCGCAGAAGUAUAUCCUUGCUGGUGUCCGUAAUCCUCGAUCGUUGCUUGCCAGGGAACCGAGUUUUCCUCCUGGGCGGUCUAUGGAAGAAUUCGUCAAGUUUGGACCAUUUUUUCUUGAGAAGGGACCACUCCCCGAGGAUCCCAUGGAGGAAUAUAUUAUGACACCAUCAGUCGAGAAGAAGCUCAUCGACCUCGCAAGAAUCGUUUUAACUCGACGCUUUCCUGUGCUGAUUGAGGGACCCACCUCAGCCGGCAAGACGAGUGCAGUGGAGUACCUCGCUCGCAGAACCGGUCACAAUUUCAUCCGUAUCAACAACCAUGAGCACACUGACGUGCAGGAAUACCUCGGUUCAUACGUUUCUGACCCUGCCACUGGAAAGCUCGUGUUUAAAGAUGGCUUGCUGGUCCAUGCUCUGCGACAUGGACAUUGGAUUGUACUGGACGAGCUGAACUUGGCACCUACAGACGUAUUGGAAGCUCUUAACCGGCUGCUAGAUGACAAUCGGGAACUUAUCGUUCCGGAGACGCAAGAGAUUAUUCGCCCGCAUCCACACUUCAUGCUAUUCGCAACGCAGAAUCCUCCUGGCCUAUAUGCAGGGAGGAAGGUUUUAUCCCGUGCCUUCCGAAACCGUUUCCUCGAGGUUCACUUCCAGGAUGUGCCCCAAGCUGAGCUUGAAACUAUUCUCUGCCAGCGUUGCCGUAUCGCGCCUUCCUAUGGCCAGAAAAUUGUCAGCGUGUUCCGUGAAUUGCAGAAACGUCGUCAGUCGAGUCGCGUUUUCGAGAGCAAGCAAGGUUUUGCAACUCUCCGUGAUCUCUUCAGAUGGGCCGGUCGUGAUGCAGUGGGCUAUCAAGAGUUGGCAGAGAAUGGGUAUAUGCUACUUGCGGAACGUGCACGACGCGAGGACGACAAAGUUGUGGUGAAGGAGGUGAUAGAGUCCAUCAUGAAGGUCCGCAUCGACGAGCGGGCAAUCUACAAUAUUCAUUCCACAGUAGAGGAUGCACAGACCUUUUUAGGAUGCCCCAUACCGUCAGACUCAAAGGUUGUCUGGACUAGUGCGAUGCAACGGCUCUUCGUCCUGGUGUCGCGUGCUCUACGGUUCAACGAACCCGUGCUUUUGGUAGGAGAGACGGGUUCUGGGAAGACAUCUGUCUGUCAGCUCUAUACGGAAGCCAUCUCCAAGCAUUUGUACGCACUAAACUGCCACCAAAACACAGAAACUGCAGACCUCAUCGGCGGCCUGCGGCCUGUACGCGACCGUGCCUCAGCCGAAGCUAACAUUAUCCGUGAUGCUAAUACCAUCCUUGAGCGCGCGGGCAUCGACGACAUACCUUCUGAUUCCCAACAACUCUUGUCCCGAAUAAAUACACUCCUGAAGACAGGCAAGGACUUGGACCCGUCGCUCCUGGGUUCCUUACGCGAUAUUCGGGAGAGCCUCAAUCGGAUCUGCUGUCUGUUUGAAUGGCAUGAUGGGCCGUUAGUCCGCGCAAUGCGUGAAGGACACGUUUUCCUUCUCGACGAGAUUUCCCUUGCCGACGAUUCUGUGCUAGAGCGUCUGAAUAGCGUCCUGGAACCUGGUCGCACGAUCGUGCUUGCAGAACGUGGCGGUAUUGAUGGUGAUUACCCUGCUAUACAUGCUUCCAACGAGUUCAAGUUGCUUGCUACCAUGAAUCCGGGUGGUGACUAUGGGAAGAAGGAGUUAUCUCCUGCUCUACGAAACCGUUUUACGGAGAUUUGGGUACCAGCCGUAACCAGUCAAGCGGAUUUGCGGUUGAUUGUUGACCAGUCAUGGAAGCACGACACCAUGAAGCCGUUUACGGGUCCGCUCUUGCAGUUUACUGACUGGCUUCGGGAAAGAGUUCAUGACCCUGCUAUUUGCUCCCUGCGAGAUAUAUUGGCUUGGGUGACGUUUGCUAAUGCUGCGUACUCUGGCAGUGUAGAAUUGAUCAUGUCUCCAACAGAAAUAUUCCAUCAUGCGGCCCAUAUGACUUUCCUCGACGGUUUUGGAUCCUUGCCACAGCUAACUUCUUACUCGUCUGAUGCGCUAAGUCAACUGAGGAAUGAUGCCAUUGAGAAGCUGCAGAUGCUUGUGCCAUUCAAGGAAGCCAAUACGGCAUGUGCUUAUGAUGCAUCAAACUUCGUGCAGCUUGGAUCUUUUGCCAUCCCUAAAGGCCCAUUAAAAUCGGUAUUGCAUAACUUCAAUCUGGAUGCGCCAACUGCUCGUGAGAACGCAAUGCGAGUGGUCAGGGCAUGUCAGGUCUCCAAGCCGGUCCUCCUAGAAGGCAGUCCAGGCGUCGGGAAAACCAGCCUCAUUACUACUCUUGCCACGCUUUCAGGAUAUCACCUUUGUCGGAUCAAUUUGUCCGACCAAACGGAUCUCAUGGAUCUCUUCGGUUCUGACCUUCCUGUUGAGAAUGGCUCUCCAGGAGAAUUCGCCUGGAAAGAUGCCGAGUUCUUAACAGCUAUGCAAGAAGGACAUUGGGUUCUCCUCGAUGAGAUGAAUCUCGCGCCCCAGGCUAUUCUCGAGGGGCUUAAUGCUGUUCUAGACCACCGAGGUACUGUAUACAUUCCCGAGCUUGGGAGAUCCUUUGUUCGGCAUCCCGCUUUCCGUGUUUUUGCAGCACAAAAUCCACUCCAACAAGGAGGAGGUCGUAAAGGACUUCCAAAGUCCUUUCUGGACCGGUUCACGAAAGUUUAUAUUGAGGAGCUAUCUCCUGAAGAUCUUCUUCUUGUCUGCCGAGAGCGUUUCAGGGGUUGUGAUGAGGACAUGCUACGCGCCAUGAUCACAUACAACAGCCGCCUGAAUCAGGAAGUUGUACACAAGAGGACUUUUGGUCGCGACGGCAGUCCUUGGGAAUUCAACCUUCGCGAUGUUCUCCGCUGGGGGGAGCUAUUGCAAUCAUCGCCAAUUUCACAACAUCCUCGAGAUUUCCUGCGAGUCAUCUACCUCAACAGGUUUAGGACUCUCGCUGAUCGUAACUGCGCUCAACGAUUGUUUGAUGAAACCUUUUCUUCAUCUAGCCCGACUAUCCUUCACAAUCCGCAUCCUGUCAUAUCAUCGUCACACUUCCGUGUCGGGCACUACCUCGUAGAGCGACGUAACAAUACCCUUAGCGUUCGACCCAGGUGCCUACUACAAGCGCACCUUGCUACACUAGAAGCCAUUGGGGCAUGUCUCUCUAGGUCGUGGUUAGUCAUUGUUACAGGACGACACGACAGCGGUAAGUCAGAGCUGAUCCGUACUAUUGCUGAUCUUUCGGGGAACAUCCUUCAUGAGAUAACCAUCACGUGUUCCACUGAUACUAUGGAUAUCCUUGGAGGUUUCGAGCAAAUGGAUCAUCGUGCGCGGGUACUUGCUCUCGUUCAAGACAUCGUCAGUUUUGGAGAAAGUCGUUCUAGAUGCCUGUCCAGUUGUGCCACCGAUCACCAGACUUAUCUUUCGCUUCGUCUCGGGUUAUACUCAUCACCCCCUCCCUCUUCCAACUCCCUCCUCCAUUCUGCAGCACAAGUGCUAUCCAUCUUCGCUGACCAAAAUUCUACGGAUGAAGCACAGGCCUUGCUGUAUCGCGUUCGGCAAUUAUCGUCCAUGGUGACAUCAAAUGGCCAAUUUGAAUGGGUCGACGGACCUCUCGUACGUGCAAUCAAGCUAGGACAUUGGGUAGUUCUGGACGGCGCGAAUCUUUGUAAUCCUUCCGUCCUCGAUCGACUGAACUCUCUUUGUGAACCUGGUGGAGUUCUCGUUCUCAGUGAGAGAGGAUAUGUCAAUGGUACGGUACAAACUCUCAGACCGCAUCCCAACUUUCGCAUGUUUAUGACAUCUGACCCUCGAUAUGGCGAGCUAUCGCGUGCGAUGCGAAAUCGUGGUAUUGAGGUGUCAUUGGCCGCUUCCUUCUCCACAGAAGACGAACUUCGCCUCCGACUUCAUUGUCGACUUCCUACGACUGUCUUAGGCACAGGUCCUUCUUUCGCAGUAACAUAUGAGCUCGCACGCAGAGGAAUCUACCACACUCAUCGCGGGGAAGGUAGCAACUCUUGGCCGUCUGGGUUAUUUGAAGAAGAGUCUUCUACAUCUUCGUUGAUUACUCUGGCACCGUUUCUUCAACCAUCCAAACCAGACCUGCGCGCUAUGAUUCAUUUCAUACUAAGGACAAUCUCUUUGAAUGUAUCUUCUUCGUUGCGGCGCUUUAUGAAGUUGGCAAUACCUCCGUGCUCAUCACAGUCUAUCUUGGACAGUGCCCUUUCCUCGGGGGCUUUCAAGCUCCUUUCUGAGUGGCGAAAAUAUCUCCUUGCUUCCCAAGUGACGAACGACGCUGUUACAGCUUCGCCAAUGGACAUUUUCAUGGUCUGUCCGCCAUGCAAGUUCUGCAGUCAUGAAAACGGACACCACCCAAUACACUUGAUUCUCCUUCAAACUUUGAACUUGAUCGCUGCAAUAUUCAUCGACGACACUGAGCGAGCUGAGAUGUCACAAGAACUGCACGGCAUAGGUGCGAGCAAGAUAACUUUACCAACACGUCAGCAACAUCCAACAUAUUUACGACUGUUGGAUGCUAUUCGCGAAGUUCUGGAAGAGGUGCGGAGAGUGGCUGAGGAGGUUUUCAAUCAAAUCGUUGGAAAAUCUCAAGUUCAGCUUAUGGAUCUUGAACUCAUCCUCAAACUACUUGGUAUUUCCAGGCAACUCCGACGAUCAGGAACCGGCCCACAUAUCGAUUACUCCUCAAUACAGGCCUACUCUAGGUCAAUUAUAGCCGCGUUGCAAUCACGGAGCCCAGUAUUUGAACGUCUUGCAAGUAUUUCCGCUGCAUUGGAUGUGACAGUUUCUCCUACCACUGGACUAGGCCUGACAGAAAUCUGGACGCAUUUGUUCGCACCAACGACUAUCAAAGUCUCCCUUCCCGAGAUCAGAAGUCUUGAGCAUGCCGCUGGGCAAUCACACGAAGGCUUGAAUCAACACAGUAUGGCUUCGUUAUCUGCCCUCGUCCGCCGCAGGCAAAUUCUAAAUGUCUUGUCCCUUUAUACACUUCCGCUCAUGAGCACAGUAUCCACUAACUUAGAGAUGGAAUUGGCACACACGGUGAAAGAAAAGCUUACGUUGAACUUCCACGGGAGCAGUGAUUCUUACAAACGACAUGCCAACCCUUCUCUCCUUAUCUGCGAAUUGCCCUUGUUGAGUGACAUUCGCCAGGCAUCAUCAUCUACCGUUUCUUCUGCCAUGAAGCGCUUGAUCGACGUGGCAUGCGAGGAACCACGCGAGGAUCUCAUUCGCUUUACAUCGUAUCAGCAUUUCAUAUGGGUACAUGACGCAGGAGGGGGAGACUCGUUGGCUCGCGAGUCUGUGGAAUUCAAGCUUAACCCAGGCCGAAAUUCUCGAUGGACCGGAUAUCCUCCUUUGUCCGACUCUUCUUCGGACCUCCAUAGAACUGAACCAAGCGCGGAGCGUCUCGCUAACAUCCCUCGAAGGGCACGAAGCUUCUGUUCAUCGUCACCUACGACUGCUCUCUAUGCAAUGUGUUAUUCAGUAAUUCUUAACCUAUCCAUUCCCGAUCUUCCGGUAGACCCCGCAACCGUGAUUCAUCGUUUAGCGGAAUAUUCGCAAGAAGAGAUUGAUUUUCUGUCGACCCAGUCGUCUUUCCACAAAGCAUGGGAACACCGAACCACUGGCAAUAUAUUCAACUGUGACAUACAAUAUCUCGAUGUUUGUUCUGAAGCAGAACACAAAGAUAUGCCAUUGGGUUCCUCAAACCUUCCACGACGACCUGAUUGUAACCGCAUUCACACAUUUUGGUCUGAGGUUUCACAGUUUCAAAGUCAAGUCAUCCAACCCAGCAAGGUCGACGAUUUGACUGCCAUUCUCGAAAUCGGCGAUGCUUCUUCUUUCGCGCGCGAAUCCGUGAUGCAGGAAUCAAUAUCUGGGUUUUGUCGACGGAUGGAUGAUCUUUACCGUGACUUUGGAGAUAUUGCAAAAAUUAUUCACCUUGCGCUCCUGCUCCUCCGUCUCGGAAUCCGACUUGUUCGCUGUUCUGCGCAGCAACUGUCCUACGCACAACACGCUCAGCAGAACAUACUUGCUGCUUCCCUGGUGACGUAUCCGUCUCUUCGCAGUGCACAGCUGUUGCAGACGCAACUUCAACGGGGAGCUGCAUCCGGAGCAUCUCCCUCUGACCAGGUCCUACUGCAUGUGUCAGCCAUAGGCCUCUGUGCUGCCAUAUCCGGCCUCGCUCCCCAUGCUGCUGCUGUCCAUGAGGUGUAUGAGCAAGCAUUCAGGCUCUGGACCAUGGACCGCACUCGCCAAAAUGAGAAGGAACAUGAUGACUCGUCGCUAUACAGACGUAGCACCCUUAAUCACGAUGCCUCCACGGAAGCUGAAGCCGAGCAGAAGGAGUUUUUGGAGCUGUUCCCGACAUUUGAGGACGCACUCGCUAGUCCUAACGAUAUACCCAACAAGAUUCACGACAAGCCCUCUGAGUUCUUUAGUGUUUCUGCAGCCGAAGCGCUGCUGGGGAUGCAUUUUGGACUCGCUGGAGUUGCUAGUAUCAGCAUCAGUGUUGGAGGUCCCAAUACGAGGUUUGAUUCAUCUCGUCGGUCGGUUUUGAAGACGCUCCUCGACAAUCGAUAUCCCACUCUCCCAGACACCCUUGACGAUGAAUCGUUGCACGAACAACUUUCUUUGAUUCACGUUCAUCUUCUCGCGCUGAAGUCUCAGGAGCACCCUACUGGCCAGCUGUUCGACUUCUACACUGACGCGAACUUAAGAGAGGCGAAGAAAGCCCUUGCGGCGGUGAACUCUCUUAGAACGCGGUUGAUUGCGCUUGUCGAAGAAUGGCCAGAUCAGAUGGUUUUGCAGCACCUGAAAGACCGUUGUGAUGCGUACUUGGCCCUGGACAUAAACAGUCCCAUUGCCAAAUUGUUGUCCGGCCUGGAGCAAAUCAUACUGCAGACAGAUGACUGGGAAAUGUACGCACACCGUGACAAUAGCCUCAAGGCACAUCGGCAAGAGUUCACAACGCUCGUUGUAGAAUGGAGACGCUUGGAACUGUCGUGCUGGAAAGUGCUAUUACAGUCUCAGUCUGACUCGUUCGUCAAAGGAGUUUCGGAAUUUUGGUUCCGGCUGUAUGAUCUCACCGUGCGCGGCGCACUUAGUGCAGCUCACGAGGAUGAGGGCGAAGCUCUCCAACAAUAUCUCAGACAGCUGCCAUCGCUCCUGGACGACUUCGUGCAUUCCAGCGCUCUAGGUCAAUUCCAGGUCAGAUUGGAUCUCCUCGAGACUUUCAGGGUUAUCGUCGUUCAUAUCGCGUCUACGUUGGAUGGACAACAGCGCAAUGCCCUCGAACGUGUCGGACUUGUCUUGACGUCCACUCGGAGAUAUUAUCGAUUAUUUGCAGGCCAGUUAGCCAAAUCUCUGACGGAUCAAAGAGAAUCACUUGAGAAAGAUGUUCAGGCAUUCAUAAAGCUCGCCAGCUGGAAAGACAUUAAUGUUCAAGCCCUGAAGCAAAGUGCUCAGCGAACGCAUCAUCAACUCUACAAGCUGAUCCGCAAAUACCGGGAAAUCUUGCGCCAGCCCAUCGCUGAGCGCAUAUUGCCAACAUUUGCUGGUGAUGCAGAAUGCACCCAGUCAAUAGAUGCUCUGGGUUACUCGGGAGAUCUGCUCUCCGUGGCAUGCACUCUGGAGCGCGGCGACUCUCCACAACCGAACGAAACCUAUGUCACUCCUUCUCACCUGGCCAAUCUGAACCAGACGCUCGAGAGAUUCCAUAGGCUCAUGGACAGUCGUAUUCGGGCUUUCUUGCGCCGACGUCUCCCUCAUCAUGUUGACCAAUUUGCGGUCGAAAUCAUCCUUACCGCACGAGACCUGGCAGCAGAAGGUGUACCUCCAGAUCUUUCCAAGGAGAAACGAGAAAAAUACGUCAAGGGCCUGCUGGUUCGCAAAAGGAAGGCUUUGAGCGAUCUCUUGAAGGAGCUCAAACGUGCCGGUCUCGCUGCCAAUGUGAAACCAGAAGUGCUCGCCAAGCUCAGAGAUGAAUACUGGAUACGAGUGCAACCGUCGAUGCCUCCAGAAAGCUUAAUACAUGUCGAGAAGGGGGAGUAUUACUUCGACCGCCUUCGUGGUGCUCUUUCGGCAGUCAGAGCCUUAGUUUCCGAUCAUCACUCGGACAUAAGCACGCGUGAUCUGCUUCGAGGUAUUGCCUUUGUCGAGUCUGGUUAUUCAUUAGCUCUUGAGGCGAGGUCUUCGCUAUCAACAGCUUUUCAGUAUUUCAUCGACAUCAAACGAUGCGCCGAGCGCCUUCAGACCCUCGUCGAAGCACCUCUACUUGUCACCAAAGGAUUCUCCCCCACUCGUCUGAUGCAUCUAUGUCAAGCACUCGGCAACGCCGUUCAUGCUUUCGAAGAACUUCUCCAAGGAAUUCGCCUUUUCAUCGAAAUUCAGGAGGACCAGGGCGUCGCACCAUCAGUCAUGGUUGAGGUCCAAUCAGUUUAUGCCAAGACACGACUUCUUCGUGACCGUACUUCGGAGGUUCUUCAGGGAAGUCAGAACACAAUGCCUACGGUGCUACCUGGUGUUGAACACGAAACUGUUAAAGAAGCUGAUGAAUAUUUCCGUGCCAUUCCCGCCUACCUCCAAAAGAUGAAGACGAUGGAACCACGACUUGGUUACAUCUUGUCUCCUAUCGAGCACUGGCUCCGUGAUCAAUACGUUUCUACAGAUGCCGAGACAGCACCUGGAACUGUAGAAUCAUUAGGUGCGGAUGUCAUCAUCGAGACGCUUUUGGUUGUAGUGCAGUCCCUCUUGAAAAGAUGUCCAAAUGGAUCUAGCGAUGAGUCUCCUGAUGAUGAAGCCCAGGAUAAUUUUAUUCGAGAGGACUUGCGCACAAUUUCAGGCUUCACUCGAUCCUUGGACCUUGAAGUCCUCCUGGAACGGCUGAAUGUCAUGACGACCCAUCUUUCCUCCCUUUCACAAUCCGACAUCCAGGCAAGUCUUCGACGCCUCCUCCCAUUUCUCCAAUGCUACAUUUCUUUCGUGGGAGAACACCUCAUGGUGCACAGUCAAUGGACGAAGGCUCUCUUCAAGCUUGACUUCGUUGUUUCCUCUGUUAUGCAUACCCUCGCCAGGCAAGGCUUUUGUUUGCCCCCGGAUGCAACUGAUUCGGGUGAUGUCGAAGGUGACACUGAGACCGCCGGGGGCGUGGGCUUAGGUGAGGGAACGGGAAUGGAGAACGUAAGCAAGGAGAUCGAGGAUGAAAGCCAGGUUGAAGGCUUAAAAGGGGACGAAGGUGAAGCCCAAGAUGAGCAGGUGCACGGAACUGAUGAUAACACCAUUGAGAUGAGCGAGGAUAUUGGUGGGGAGAUGGAAGAUGUGCCAGACGAUGGAGAGCAGGACGGUAGUCAGGAAGAUGAUGGCGACGAGCAGGAGGAGCCGGAUGAACAGCUGGGGAAACUUGAUGCAGGUGAUCCGAAUGCAGUCGACGAAAAGUUGUGGGGCGACGAAUCUGCGGAGUUAGAUUCUGCUGAUCAGGACCAGGUCCCCCAAGAUCGCUCGGAGACGCAGCAAGAGGAAUCAGAGAUCGUAGCCAAGGAGCACACCCAAUCAAAGAAAGAUAGUGGAAAGGAGAAGGAGGAAAAGAAAGAUGGAAUGUCCGAUGAAAAAGGUGAAGAGAUUCAAGAAAGCGAAGAAAAUAAGGGCGAAGAACCCGACGAAGAUUUGGAGGCCCCAAACGCGAAUGGCGCGCCCAUGGACGAGUACAUUCCCGAUGCCAACACCCUGGAUCUACCUGAUGACAUGACUCUGGAGCCCGAUGAAGAAGGGGAUCAAGGAGGACUCGACAUGGGAGAUGAAAUGGACACGGAGCUAGACGAAGAUGACCAAUACGCCGACGACAUGGAGGAAACGAAUCAACCUAAGAAGGAUGAGUCCCCGGAGGAUGUACCAGAACCUCAAUCGCAAGAACACCAACUGCCGGAUCAGCCUCCCCAAGCUGCAGACGAUGCAGACAAUGUAGAAGAAGAUGUCGAGGAAGGCGCUGUUGCUCAGCCAGAUAUUUUGCCUGGGAACGGAGACACUGGGAACAAGGACAAUGAGUCGCAGGCCAAUGAUAGUGCACAACAAGGGCAGGCAGGUGACGCGUCUGGUGAAAUGAGGGACGAUGCCGCGGCAACUGAACAGAGCACCAACGAGACAUCUGGGGAAUCAAAACCAAGAGAUGAUGCUGAACCCUCAAGUCCAUGGUCUCCUACCGAUAUUGACACAAAACCAGGUACAUCAGCAGAGGGCACGCAGCAUGGUGGAGCCUACGCCCGCCAACACACCGAACUCACUACGAACCCUAUCCGCAAUCUUGGUGAUGCACUUGAAGAGGUACAACAGCGCUUCGAAGACAUUCUGGGCGGUGGGGAGCCUUCCCCGCCUAUUGCAGACCAAGCUGCCGAACAGGUCGAAUAUGCUGAUGCGGACGAGGAGAUGCAAGCUCUGGGUGCGGCAGGCGAGGAGCAGGUCGCGAAGCUGAAUGAUCUAAGGCUUGUUGAUGAACAAACAGAGGCAGCUGCACUACCCAUGGAUAUCGAUACUCCCGGAACGGACGAGCUUGUGCGACCACAGCCAUUGGCCUCGUUGCAUACAGAGCCAGCGACUGAGGGUGCACGUCCAAACAUAGAAGGCGCUAUCACUCAAUCGGAGAUGCGCUCUGCCGCGGACCCCGAACAUGUUUCCUCACGCCGUGAUCCUUCGUCUUCACACGCAGAUGUCGAUGAAGAGAUGGAACAAUCCGGUCCAGACAGAUCCUUUGAAAACAUAGAGGUGGCCCUCCGGACCUGGCAGGAUUCAGGCCAUACCUGCGAAGAUGCCGAGUCUCUUUGGCGGCUUUAUACCUCCCUUACACACGACCUGUCUUACGCUCUUUGCGAACAACUGCGCCUCAUACUUGCACCCACCCUGGCCACUCGUCUCAAAGGCGACUACCGGACAGGUAAAAGGCUCAACAUGAAGAAGAUCAUCCCUUAUAUUGCCUCUGACUAUACCAAGGACAAGAUCUGGCUUCGGCGCACGCGCCCCAGCCAGCGCGAGUACCAGGUCCUUCUUGCACUUGACGACAGCCGCAGUAUGGCAAGCUCUCGCAGCGUACAUCUUGCUUAUCAGACGCUUGCCCUCGUGAGCAAUGCCAUGGGAAAACUUGAGGUCGGCGACGUUGCAAUUGCUAGGUUCGGCGAGGGCAUGGAGCUACUUCAUGGCUUCGACGAAGGACCAUUUACAGAUGCUGCCGGUGCAAAGACGCUCGGUGCGUUCAGAUUUGAGCAGCGUGCAACGAACGUCCUGGAUAUGGUAGAGAGGAGCCUUGAAGUGCUAGAGAGCGCUCGGGAAAGAAGGGCCACUGGGUCAGCAAGUGCAGGUGAACUAUGGCAGCUAGAGAUCAUCAUUUCGGACGGUAUCUGUCAGGAUCACGAGCGUUUGCGGCAGGUGCUGAGACGGGCAGCAAGCCAACGCGUUAUGAUCGUGUUCAUCAUCAUCGACUCGCUGCACUCGGCCUCCACUUCUGUGCAAGGGCAAACACAAGACGCUUCUGCUGUACAGAACUCAAUCGUUUCGAUGAAUCAAGUCGCCUACACGAUGGUCAACGGGCGCAUGGAGCUUCAGGUGGAGAGGUAUCUGGAUUCUUUCCCAUUUGAUUACUAUGUGGUGUUACGAAGUGUUGAAGCGUUGCCUGAAGUACUGUCAGAUACGCUCAGACAGUUUUUCGAAAGGAUCUCGGAAGAGUAG